This is a messenger RNA of Penicillium odoratum, 1293 nucleotides long. RefSeq names its product protein flbB (gene flbB). Gene Ontology annotation, cellular component: RNA polymerase II transcription regulator complex. Gene Ontology annotation, molecular function: DNA-binding transcription activator activity, RNA polymerase II-specific; transcription cis-regulatory region binding. Lineage: Eukaryota; Fungi; Ascomycota; Eurotiomycetes; Eurotiales; Aspergillaceae. The transcript is spliced from 4 exons. The record is from RefSeq and is a predicted model, not a curated record. Bases 1 to 1293 code for a protein of 430 amino acids.
AUGGAUGUUGGUGGGGUGUAUAUGGAUAUGGAACAUUACCCUGAACAACCGCAGACUCCCACCAGAGGCGGCUUUGGCGCCGAGUUCAAGAAGAUGUUCCAAGCUGCUGGUCCCAAGAAAACCACUCGAGAUGGCCAGACACCAAAGCGCCGUGGUCCCAAACCCGAUAGCAAGCCCGCACUCACUCGGCGACAGGAGCUGAACCGACAGGCUCAGAGAACACACCGCGAACGAAAAGAACAAUACAUGCGCGCGCUAGAGACCGAGGUAUCGCGACUACGAGAGGCCUACACGACCGAGAUAUCCGAUGCAAACACCACGAUCCAACAACAGAAGGAGGCCAUCAAUAUCGCUCGACAUGAGAACGAAAUACUCAAGGAGAUCUUGCUUGCCAACGGGAUUCAAUUCGAGCCCGAGCUCGAGCGACGCCGGACGGAGCGCGCCUCGGUCGGCGGUUACCAGUCAAGUCCGGUCGCAGGAAGCAGCAAUGGUUCCAACGCGGCCGUUUUCACCAAUUCCAUGACACAACAAAACACCACCCCGGGUACCUCAAUCUCAACAGCCUUCAGUCCGCGCGCCAAUGCUGGUCUGGAACACCCCGAGGUGUCGCCCCCAAUGGCAUUUGCUCCUCAACAGCAAGUAUACCAUGGCGGCCCGGCAGAGCAGAUGGGUGCAUUGGAUCGGUCUGCAUGCCAUGUAGCAGAACCCACCGUGCCUCCCAUGCUGAAGGGCGUCUUCGAAAACGACCCGCAGCUUCAGAUUGAUUUUAUUUUAACGUAUUUCACCCCUCCCCAUACAGCCAGGAAUCCUCUAACCAUGCCCGUUCACAGAUUGGAAGCUCCGUGCCGCGAACACACUGACUACCUGUGUCGACGAUCAGUCACCGAAGCAGAUGAUGAAGAUAUGCCAUUCUCGGGCCAUGCAUUGAUGGCCACUUGCCCGCCGCCGAGCUACAUCGCCAAUACCACCCCAGAGCAGACAUAUCCACACAAGGCACCGGAUCUCCCUAUUCCCAAUCUCUCCACGCUACUCAAUCUCAGCCGACAGCUGGUGACCGAGGGUCAAAUUACCCCGAUUAUGGCACUGUCAUGCCUCAAGAACCACGAGCUCUACCCGUCUUUAAGUCGGGAUGACGUGAAAAUCAUCAUUGACACUUUGAACACCAAAGUGCGCUGCUAUGGAUUCGGUGCGGUCGUCGAAGACUUUGAACUUAUAGAUUGCCUGAGCAGCGUUCUGGGGACCAAGGUAGACAUUGGCGUUUCCCGUGUCCGUGGUGACUCCAUUUACGGAUAA